Mollisia scopiformis is the source of this 849-nucleotide messenger RNA. RefSeq lists its product as uncharacterized. Bases 1 to 849 code for a protein of 282 amino acids. The record is from RefSeq and is a predicted model, not a curated record. The transcript has 3 exons. NCBI's taxonomy places the organism in Eukaryota, Fungi, Ascomycota, Leotiomycetes, Helotiales, Mollisiaceae. Gene Ontology annotation, biological process: mycotoxin biosynthetic process.
AUGUCUUCCUACACUCCUCUACAAGACAAGACCGAGAACGACUCACAGCAAGGAGAAGAUUACGAUCAUCUCCUCCCCCAAGAAGAAUCUCUUCUCAGAAAGUCUCCUAGAAGGAUUCCAACAUGGAUACUGGUCGUACUUUUGCCAGUUGUUUCGCUACUUUUCAUGGGUUUUGGAGCAUGGAUAGGAAGUCACUGGCUUGUGGACUUCAAUGCAAGAUGCCUCGAACAUGUUCAACAUUGGUCUCCAAUUCAACGAGACGUCGAUAACAGCUACCACACCGUCCUCUUCAACGGAUCUUUCAUGAAGCAAAAUAUAUUUAGACAAGAAGCCGGUCCAGAAGUUGACGCUGCAUGGGAAUCCAUGGGCAUAAACUACCGCAGCAUCACAAUCCCUCUCUCCGACGCAGAGAAAACAGGUCUGUCCCCCUCACAAGUCCAAAUCAACCCCCGCUACGGCGGCGGCUACCCCGCCAACGUGGAAGGCCUGCACCACCUGCACUGUCUAAACCUCGUCCGCCAAUCCCUCUACUACAACAUCGACUACUACCGCGCCCAAGGUACCGGCGCGUUUGUCAACGAAGAGCCGAUCCUGCGGCACCACGUCUCGCAUUGUCUCGAUAUUGUGAGGCAGCAGUUGAUGUGUCAGCCGGAUACGGGGAUGCUGGGACAGGUGUGGUGGGAUAAGGAGGCGCCGAAGGCGUUUGUGGAUUUUAAUACGAGGCAUCAGUGUAAGGAUUUCGAGGGGAUUAGGAGGUGGGCGGAGGAGAGGCAGAUUGGGGAGGUUGUGCCGGGGGAUUUUUUGAUGCCGCCGAGGAGGAGGGAGGAUGUUUUGGAUAGUAUUCCUUGA